UCAGGCAUAACUGCUAUUGUGAACCAUCGAAAAACGCGAAUUUCGGGCUAUUGAAGUCAGUUGUGAGGCAUCUUCGUGUCGUUAGCACGCAAAAAAUGAUGAAUUUUCCCGAAGAAAUUGCCGUUUGUCGAACGUGUUUGGGUCGCGAAAGGCGCGAACGGAUGAAAGAGCUGCAAGAAACCGUUUCGUUCAUCAAUUACGGCACAAUUGUCACUCUCGAGGAUGUCUUGUACGAGAUCACGGGCAUGUUGACGAACAAAAGCGAACGAAUUACGCAACUAAUUUGCUCCAGUUGUGUGGGAAAACUCCGUGCGGCAUAUCGCUUCAAGCUAAUUGCUGCACGUUCCUAUGAAACUUUAUCGCAAGUGCCUUCGGAAGACUUUUUGCCGCACAAAGCAUGUACGAAACGCAAACCAGAUGUUGUACGACGUGCCAAAUCCGCAUCAAAUUACUACCAAUGUGACCUUUGUUCAGCAUCCUAUCCACGAUUGUUCUACAUGCGAACACACAUGAAGCGCUUCCACAUUUCUGCUACUCCUUUUCGUUGUUGGAAACCGGGCUGCGAUCGACUUUUUGCGACGAAACAACUUCAAACCUUGCAUCGGGAACAAUUUCAUGACAACCUGAAGUCAAAAAUUUGUGAUUUUUGUGGCAAACAGUUCAAAAGUAACUCGGAACUCGCAACGCAUCGACGUCAUCACACCGGAGAGAAACCAUUUAAGUGUAAUUUUCCGGGAUGUACGAUGGAAUUUCGGCAGCAAUAUGAUCUCACGAAGCACAAUAGCAGCAUUCACUCGGCGCGGCGUGCCUUUGCGUGCGAUCGUUGCGGUAAAAUGUUCAAACUCAAGGGGAAUCUGAAUAAUCAUGUCAAACUUGUUCACACGAAGGAAGGUUUGAACACUUGUUUUAAUUGCGGCAAGCGGUUUUUAACGUAUUCCAAGUUGAAAGAUCAUAUCGAGGCACGGCAUUUGGGAUUGAAGAAGUUUUCGUGUAAUGUGUGUCAUCGGGCGUAUGGGUUGAGGAAACAUAUGCUUGUGCAUGUGAGAAAUUCGCAUUUGAAGGAAUAUCAAAAAAUGGUUGAAACUGGCGAGAUUAGGAUACGUCCGAAAGAGCAACUUACUCCCGUGUUUGAUGAAUCUACGUUAGUUUUGUUGAAAGGAAGUUGAAAAAUAAUUUGAAUUAGUGAGAUAUUUAAAUAAAAAAAUAAAAAAUUUGGGAAAAAAAUAAUAUU
Molecule: messenger RNA, 1231 nt
Organism: Culicoides brevitarsis
Lineage: Eukaryota; Metazoa; Arthropoda; Insecta; Diptera; Ceratopogonidae
Product: zinc finger protein 665-like
Exons: 3
Coding region: 96-1166 (356 amino acids)
Biological process (GO): regulation of transcription by RNA polymerase II
Cellular component (GO): nucleus
Molecular function (GO): DNA-binding transcription factor activity, RNA polymerase II-specific; RNA polymerase II transcription regulatory region sequence-specific DNA binding; zinc ion binding
Source: RefSeq, a predicted model, not a curated record